Trichoderma aggressivum f. europaeum is the source of this 1020-nucleotide messenger RNA. RefSeq names its product CAZyme family GT32. Gene Ontology annotation, molecular function: mannosyltransferase activity. Lineage: Eukaryota; Fungi; Ascomycota; Sordariomycetes; Hypocreales; Hypocreaceae. Gene Ontology annotation, biological process: mannosyl-inositol phosphorylceramide biosynthetic process. The transcript has a single exon. The record is from RefSeq and is a predicted model, not a curated record. Bases 1 to 1020 code for a protein of 339 amino acids.
AUGAUUAAACUGCGCGACUCCGGAACUGCCAACGACAAAAUCGAAAGAAGAGCGCGAACCUUUCUUUGGUUAGCGAUCCUGAGCUUCUUCUCAGCCGUCUUCUGCUUCCGCCAUCUCCUCUACACCUCAUGGACGCUGGCCGCCCUCCCACUCCACUGGCGAGCCCAUCGCGAUAGCUUCCUCCUCUCACAAGAACGAGAUGGCUUCGACGUCACAUUUUCCAACUACAGCAGAAACCAGCUCUCGGCGUCCCCCUUUGAGGACCUCGUGCCCCCCGUCUUACACCACAUCGCCCUCGGCAGACAUGGCACGCAAUGGAGGACAGAGUGGAAGGAGACGGUUCAGAGCUGCAUCGACAUCCACCCCGGCUGGGAAACUCACGUGUGGACAGACGACACCGCCGCUCAAUUCGUCGAGGACAAGUUCCCCGACCUCAAGGAGAUGUGGGACAGUUACACGUACCCCGUUGAACGAAUCGACGCUCUCCGCUACAUGCUUCUCUACGAAUACGGCGGCGUGGUGCUGGACAUGGACCUCAAAUGCACCCGCGCUCUCGGCCCUCUUCGACGAUUCGACUUCGUGGCGCCUGAAGCUCAUCCUGUCGGCUUCUCCGUCGGUUUCAUGAUGUCCAGCAGGCGCAAUAGCUUCGUCGGCGAUAUUGUCAACAACCUGGCCACUUACAACAAGCACUGGCUGGGCCUCCCCUACGCGACUGUCAUGUUCAGCACGGGCUGCCACUAUGCUUCGGUCAUCCACGCCGCCCAACCUGACCGGAGCAGCCUGAAGAUCCUGCCCGGACCACUGCACAGCCUCAACGGGCGGGUAACAACCCCCAUAUUCGAGCAUCUGGGAAGCUCAUCCUGGCACUCGUACGACGCUAGAUUCAUCACGUCGCUGGGCCGGAGGCUGCACCAGGUUGUCUUCUUCUUCGUGGGCGUCGCAGUGGCCCUGUUGGUCAGGAGGAGAUUAAUUGUGCGGCGGGUAUGGUGCAAUUGCAUGGGAGAUCGGUCACUCGUAUAA